CGGAAUUGCUUUCAGUCGUGCAGUAGUAUCAUAACUGUGCAGGUGCGUUCAUCCAGUACAGCAGCAGUUUUUGCUCUGAACAGGAUACACAUACAUAGAUAGAGAGUACAUACACACAUUCACGCGCGCGAAUACGUAUUACAUAGUGUUCGUUACACUUCAUACUUGGUGCCCCCGUCGUCGCUGCAGGACAGGACCGAUUUAGUGUAAAGAUUAACAGAAAACCCAAUAAAACAAUAAGCAAAAAUGGCAUCUGGAGUUACUGUGGCAGAUAUUUGCAAAACGACCUACGAGGAAAUUAAGAAGGACAAAAAACAUCGAUAUGUUAUCUUUUAUAUUAAGGACGAAAAGCAGAUCGACGUCGAGGUUAUCGGACCACGAGAUGCAAGCUACGAUGCUUUCCUCGAAGACUUGCAAAAGGGUGGCGAGGGCGAAUGCCGCUAUGGGCUUUUCGAUUUCGAGUACACUCAUCAAUGCCAAGGAACUUCCGAGGCUUCCAAGAAACAAAAGUUAUUCCUGAUGUCGUGGUGUCCCGAGACAGCCAAGGUUAAGAAGAAGAUGUUGUACUCCAGUUCAUUCGAUGCUCUCAAGAAGUCCUUGGUUGGUGUACAAAAGUACAUACAGGCGACGGAUCUUUCGGAGGCUUCCGAAGAAGCUGUCGAAGAAAAACUCCGAGCCACUGACAGAAACUAAGCGACGAUAACUAAUUAUACACACAUACCAAUUUGCUAAUUAUAAUCAUUAAACGAUUUUGAACUGAAAGGGGCUAAAAUGCACAAAACCCCCUUCCUCAUACAACAAAACAAAAAAAUGUUCUGUACUGUUUACAUGGGCGUUCGUGUUUUUACAUGUUUUUCACUUUGGAAAACGUUUAUUACAAUAAAUACAAAGGAAGGGAUGUCGUCGUACGUUAUGGACAAAAAAUAUAACGAAGUCACUAUUCGUUAAGCUGCCGCUACAUCGUGUGAAAACACUUUGUCUCAUCAAUAACGCUAAAAAAUAAUGUAACAAUAAGACUUGUGUAAGGAAAUAAGAUUAUAACAACUGCGUACAGAUAAAAUAUUUAUAUCGUGAUGUAGAAAAAGAGCGCUACCAUUGCAACUUUUGUCACAGGCUGUAUAAUUUUUAAAUUAAAAACCAUUUCAUAAUUAUGUACUGACGCAUUUGGGACCUAUCCGUCUCGUUGCGAUUUCCUGAUACCAUUAUUUUUAUUUUAAUUGCCCCAAAUUUAAUCGGACUCUUAAAAUGCUUGCGUGAUUGAACAUUAUCGAAUGUAGACAGCUGUUUGUUAUUUUACUAUCAAUAAUGAAAUUGUACCUUCCUGAUUUUGUAAAAUA
Messenger RNA from Trichogramma pretiosum, 1337 nucleotides. It is a transcript of the gene tsr, whose product is annotated as cofilin/actin-depolymerizing factor homolog. Gene Ontology annotation, biological process: actin filament severing; actin filament fragmentation; cell motility. Gene Ontology annotation, molecular function: actin filament binding. Bases 247 to 693 code for a protein of 148 amino acids. Lineage: Eukaryota; Metazoa; Arthropoda; Insecta; Hymenoptera; Trichogrammatidae. The record is from RefSeq and is a predicted model, not a curated record. Gene Ontology annotation, cellular component: actin cortical patch; actin cytoskeleton; cytoplasm. The transcript has 3 exons.